Messenger RNA from Peromyscus eremicus (cactus mouse), 1131 nucleotides. Its product is annotated as heterogeneous nuclear ribonucleoprotein A3-like. The transcript has a single exon. Lineage: Eukaryota; Metazoa; Chordata; Mammalia; Rodentia; Cricetidae. The record is from RefSeq and is a predicted model, not a curated record. Gene Ontology annotation, molecular function: RNA binding. The coding region runs from base 1 to 1131 and encodes 376 amino acids.
AUGGAGGGCCAUGAUCCAAAGGAACCAGAACAGUUGAGGAAGCUGUUUAUUGGUGGCAUAAGCUUUGAAACCACAGAUGAUAGCUUAAGAGAACAUUUUGAGAAAUGGGGCACACUUACAGACUGUGUGGUAAUGAGAGAUCCCCAAACAAAAUGUUCCAGGGGCUCUGGUUUUGUGACCUACUCUUGUGUUGAAGAGGUGGAUGCUGCAAUGUGUGCUCGGCGUGUGGUGGAGCCAAAGAGAGCUGUUUCUAGAGAGGAUUCUGUAAAGCCUGGUGCCCAUUUAACCGUGAAGAAAAUUUUUGUUGGUGGUGUUAAAGAAGAUACAGAAGAAUAUAAUCUCAGAGACUACUUUGAAAAGUAUGGCAAAAUCGAAACCAUAGAAGUUAUGGAAGACAGGCAGAGUGGAAAAAAGAGAGGAUUUGCUUUUGUAACUUUUGAUGAUCAUAACACAGUUGAUAAAAUUGUUGUUCAGAAAUACCACACUAUUAAUGGGCAUAACUGUGAAGUGAAAAAGGCCCUUUCUAAACAAGAGAUGCAGUCUGCUGGAUCACAGAGAGGUCGUGGAGGUGGAUCUGGCAACUUUAUGGGUCGUGGAGGAAACUUUGGAGGUGGUGGAGGUAAUUUUGGUCGUGGAGGAAACUUUGGUGGAAGAGGAGGCUAUGGUGGAGGUGGUGGCAGCAGAGGUAGUUAUGGAGGUAGUGAUGGUGGAUGUAAUGGAUUUGGAGGUGAUGGUGGCAGCUCUGGUGGUGGUCCUGGUUAUACUAGUAGAGGAGGCCAUGGUGGUGGUGGACCAGGAUAUGGAAACCAAGGUGGUGGAUAUGGUGGUGGUGGUAGAGGAUAUGAUGGUUACAAUGAAGGAGGAAAUUUUGGUGGAGGUAACUAUGGUGGUGGUGGGAAUUAUAAUGACUUUGGAAAUUAUAGUGGACAACAGCAAUCAAAUUAUGGGCCCAUGAAAGGGGGCAGUUUUGGUGGAAGAAGCUCAGGCAGUCCCUAUGGUGGUGGCUAUGGAUCUGGUGGUGGAAGUGGUGGAUAUGGUAGCAGAAGGUUUUUAAAAAGAAGAAGAAAAGGGCUACAGUUCCUAGCAGGACAGAGAGGGAGGAGUUGUCAGGGAAGCUGCAGGUUCCUUUGA